Cottoperca gobio is the source of this 1420-nucleotide messenger RNA. Its product is annotated as arrestin domain-containing protein 3-like. Gene Ontology annotation, biological process: protein transport. The transcript has 7 exons. Gene Ontology annotation, cellular component: cytoplasm; plasma membrane. The coding region runs from base 218 to 1177 and encodes 319 amino acids. Lineage: Eukaryota; Metazoa; Chordata; Actinopteri; Perciformes; Bovichtidae. The record is from RefSeq and is a predicted model, not a curated record.
GGGCUGGUCCUUUUUCCGGCAUGUUCUGCGCCUGCGCAGUCUAAUUGUUAUGUGGGCGCAACUGUCUGGGGCUGUGUUUUCGCAAUUUAACACUUAAAUUGGUCAUUUAAAAACUCUUUGCAUUAAUCAAAUGUAUCGUCUUACUGCUGGGAAACCUUUGCUUUUGUAAAACUAGAAUUUUAUCUUCAGAAGAUUUUUUUAAACUCCGGUUUUAACGAUGUUGCAGUCAACGGUAAAGAACUUCAAAAUCAACUUCAACGUUGCAAGGAGUACUUUCUCCAGUGGGGAUCUGAUAGCAGGACACAUUACCUUCGACCUCACAAAGAAGACGAAGAUCACGUCAAUAACGAUGGCACUGACAGGAAAGGCGAACGUCCGCUGGUCCACCGGAGGAGGAAAGAAUCGUCAUAAGAAAGUCUACUCUGCAAAACUGGAAUUCGUCAACUUCAAAAGCGUCAUCGUGCAAGAAAACAGGAUUACUGGUGAGGCAGCAACAUUCCAGCCUGGCACGCAUGUCUACCCAUUCACGUGUCAGUUCCCACAUGGAAACUUCCCGUCCACCUUCCAUGGGGUUCAUGGACACAUAACGUACUCCUUGACAGUGGGCGUCCACAGAGCCUGGCAUAUGGCCAAGGAUUUUGUGACAGAGUUGAACUUUGUAAACCGCAUAAAUACCGACCAGCCUGAGCUGCAUGCUCCGCUCUCAGGCUCCAACAACAUGACACUGUGCUGCCUUUGGUGUGCCUCCGAUCCUAUCACGAUGACCGUCAGUUUAGAGAAGAAAGCCUUCAUCCCUGGGGAAACUGUGAAAAUCAUUUGUGAGUUUAGCAAUGCGUCGUCUUGGACAGUUACUCCAAAGGUGACACUACAACAGAAGCAGGUUUACUACACCCUCAGCAAGGCCAGCAGGAGGAUGCUUUUCAAAAACGUGGUGUCCGUGACUGGACAGCCCGUCUGUGCUCACACCCAUGACGUGCACACUUCGAUCCUGCUCACUAUUCCCCCGUCUACAACACUCACCGUCUCUAACUGCAGCAUCAUCGACGUCGAUUACAUCAUUGAGGUGAGCCUCAGCACAAGAGCUUCCGCCAACCUCACAGUACUGUUUCCCAUCAUCAUGUGUGACACCACUGUUGACGCGUACCCACCACCUUAUUUCUUCAGCCCCAGCAAAUAGCAGGUACCAAGGAUAUGACUGUCAAAGGUGCUCAAGUAAUGACAUGAGUAUCAGGUGAAUGAGGAGACUAGUGACAGAACCUUUACAACAGCCCACGGUUGUUUUUCAGGACAGUCUGAUAUCACCAGGCUAUGGCUUUGUAGACUUCCACAUGAAAUGAUUUUUUGUACUAUAAUAGGUAAUAUAAUCAACUUUAAUAUAAUAAAAGUGAAUCAUGUUUGAGUGCACGGAGCACUGACACAA